Brenthis ino (lesser marbled fritillary) is the source of this 1080-nucleotide messenger RNA. Lineage: Eukaryota; Metazoa; Arthropoda; Insecta; Lepidoptera; Nymphalidae. The record is from the annotation of a GenBank genome assembly.
AUGUCCGGAACCAAUGUUAAAAUAGAGCCAGCAACCAAAACAGUAUUUGAAAAUCUAAAAUUAGUAGGAUCAGUUAAAAGAAAACAGAAAACUAAAAUCGAAAAAGAUCAAUAUAAUGGACUUAUAAGUGACGCUGUUUACAAUAUAUUUGGAAUAAACAAGGACAAUGCAACUUAUGGGCAGACGCAGUAUACACCUGAGUGGCGAGAUGCAGCAAUUAAAAAGCGCCUAGACACCAAUCCCGGGACCACACAGCCUCAAGUGUUGAAGGAACUUCAUCAUAUUAUGGAACUCAUGCUUACUGAAAAAGGUCUACUGAGUAAAGAUUCCUUUGACUUUGCUACUAAGGAAGAAGUCAUGGUAUAUGUUAACAACUCAGGAGCUACAGGCCUGUUCGAUAGAGGCCAUAACCAUAAGGAGUUCUUGGAAAAGUUUCCCAACUGGUACGAGUUGGCAUUCAAAUUGAGAAUAGAUCCCUGGAGGAGAGGGGAACAAACAGGAUCAUAUAACACGGUAAGGUAUAAACCCGAGUCUAAGCAGAAGAAAGUUGUAACUGAAGGUAAGCUAGACUACGAACCCGGAACAAGAAGAGCGCAGAUUGCUGAAGGCAACAACUUGACGCCCAGAUUCAUAACUUUUUUCGAUUCACUUACUAGAUUAGCGCAUUAUAUCGUAAUAGGUAAAUUUUUAGCAACAGCUGGGCAGGAAAAAAUGUACAAAGGCAGUAUCAACGGUUUACCACCACAAAAAGUAGGAAGCUUUAUGAAAGGUGUUUACGACCUACACCAAAAACCAGAAAACCGUAGCAUCACCCCGGAAAAUGAGUCAUCAAAUACUGUCGAUUUUGACAAUGAUUAUAUAUUUACACAGGGAAAAGCCCAAGACGCUGAAAUGGAUGAUGAAAUCACAACAACAAUCUCAGAAACUAACUCACCACCUCUCUCAAUAAUACGGGCCUCCACUUUAGGAGAAGCUUCUCUCACACAUGACGAAAUCGCCAUGAUUACAAUGGAUGCAGUCUUUGAGAAUCCUGUUCAUGAGAUAUCGAAUCAGGACAUUCAAGACUAUGACACUACAGCU